AUGACUGCCCUACCAAUCCAAACCAAGAACGUUGUACUCGGCGACUCCUCUGCUAAGCCGGGUCUUUCUACGUGGUAUGAUAUUCACAUUGAGGAUCGCACUAUCAAUCAAGUGAAGCCACACGAGGCUGUUCUUAAAGUAAACGCUGUGGGAUUCAACCACCGCGACAAAUGGAUCCGCAACGGCCUCUACCCGGAGACAGAAGGUGGUCAAACAAUGGGAUCGGAUGCAGCUGGUGUGGUUAUAGCCGAUGGGGAAGGCGAGAAGAGUGCUCUAAUCGGACAGCGCUACUUCAUCAACCCAUCCCGCGGCUGGUUCUCCAACAAGAAACACAGCGAGGAGCGCUUCAUUCUGCCUGGCGGUUGCAAAGAUGCAGACGGAGUGUUUGCGACGGCUGUGAAGGUCGACAAGAAAUACCUCAUCCCAACUCCCGCCCACCUCACCGACGAGCAGGCAGCUGCUUGGCCAUUGGCCGCCGUCACCGCGUGGAGGGCGACAUUCGUCAAAGCUGAGGUCGAGAAAGGUGACAAUGUCCUCAUUACAGGUAUUGGCGGUGGAGUUGCGUUGCAGGCCUUGCAAUUCGCAGUCGCCAAGGGCGCAAACGCUUACGUCACCUCGAGCUCCCCCGAUAAGCUGACGAGAGCCGUGAAGGAAUUCGGAGCGAAAGGCGGCGCUAAUUACAAAGAUGCAGAUUGGCCAGCUCAGUUGAAAAAACAGAUGCCUGCUGAACACGCCUAUCUCGACGCUGUUGUCGAUUCCGCUGGUGGUGAUAUAGUCGCUAAAGUCAACCCCAUCCUCCAGCCUGGCUCGUCUAUCGCCAUCUACGGCAUGGCUGCUAGCUCUCCCAAAACCACUAUCACCAUGAUGGACGUCAUCAAGAACUUUAACCUCAAAGGCAGCACUAUUGGAAGCUUGGAUGAGCUCAAGCAGGCAACCGAGUUUAUGUCAGCUCACAAACUCGUUCCAGUCGUCGACCACCCAGUCAUCAACGGUCUCGAGAAUGCUGAAGAGGGUUUCCAGAGACUCGCAAAUGGCUCGCAAAUGGGCAACGUCGUCAUUAAUGUCGGUAUGUCAUCCAAGUUAUAA
This is a messenger RNA of Wallemia ichthyophaga EXF-994, 1086 nucleotides long. RefSeq lists its product as uncharacterized. The coding region runs from base 1 to 1086 and encodes 361 amino acids. The record is from RefSeq and is a predicted model, not a curated record. Gene Ontology annotation, molecular function: oxidoreductase activity. Lineage: Eukaryota; Fungi; Basidiomycota; Wallemiomycetes; Wallemiales; Wallemiaceae. The transcript has 3 exons.